CCCCUGCAGCCCGGGAUGAUUGACAGCUCCGCCUCAGCUCCAGGACCAUCUUUGUCACCAGCGGCCGAGCUCGAGCAGCGGAGACAGAGCCGCGGAGAUGUCGGUGCCGCCAGCCGCCCCCCGGGGGGAGAUGGAGCCCCAGGGCCCGGGGGGCCCCCGGCCCCCCCCAACCUCACCAGCAACCGCCGGCUCCAGCAAACACAGGCCCAGGUCGACGAGGUGGUGGACAUCAUGCGGGUGAAUGUUGACAAGGUGCUGGAGCGAGACCAGAAGCUGUCGGAGCUGGAUGACCGGGCGGACGCUCUGCAGGCUGGAGCCUCGCAGUUCGAGAGCAGUGCAGCAAAGCUCAAACGCAAAUUCUGGUGGAAGAACAUGAAGAUGAUGAUUGUUCUGGGAGUGAUCUGUGCGAUUGUCCUCAUUGUUGUAAUCGUCUACUUCAGCACCUGAGUCGCAGCGAGAGAC
Molecule: messenger RNA, 462 nt
Organism: Callorhinchus milii (elephant shark)
Lineage: Eukaryota; Metazoa; Chordata; Chondrichthyes; Chimaeriformes; Callorhinchidae
Product: vesicle-associated membrane protein 2
Exons: 5
Coding region: 16-447 (143 amino acids)
Biological process (GO): SNARE complex assembly; vesicle-mediated transport; vesicle fusion
Cellular component (GO): SNARE complex; plasma membrane
Molecular function (GO): SNAP receptor activity; syntaxin binding
Source: RefSeq, a predicted model, not a curated record